CAAAAUAUUCAAUGAAGCAUGGACAGCAGUACAUUCUUUGUGAAUAUUACAAACCAAAGUUGACUUCCAGUCCUUUUAGAGCAGUGGAACGUGGUGUAAUCAACUUUCCUUGAUAAAAGAGCUGUCUUCCAGCUACUGCAGCUUCUUCAUCAUCUCUCCACUGAUGCCUGGAACCAUGAAAAUCUUUUUCCUAAUUUUUGCUGCCCUCAUUCUUCUUGCUCAAAUUUUCCCAGCCAGAAGUGCACUUCUGAGAAGAGUGUCUUGUAGUAAAAUGGAAGGUCGCUGUGAAGCUGAAUGUCUUACCUUUGAAGAAAGACUUGGGGGCUGUAGAGCUGAAUUAACACCAUUUUGCUGCAAAAAAAAGAAAGAAAAAAUAAAAGUUACACACCAGCUACAAGAAUGAAAGAGGUGAAGAUAUUCUGACUAUGAACUCAAUGUGGAAAACUUCUCAGGAUCUUCUCUGACCGCCAACUUUUGGAUUCCCUAAGGCUGUAAUGGUGCCGUUUCUGAUGCUGCAGGGAAAUAGCCACCCUAGACUGUGAGCUUCUUCAAGGCAGGCACUACGCCACAUUCACCUCUGCAUCCCCAGUACCUGGCACAGGGCCUAUUAUUUCACUCAUUGAUAAAGUGAGUGAGGAAAUAAUAGAUAGACAGAUUAGAAGUUGAACUGGGACUUGAGUGAACUGAGGACUUAGGUAACUGGAACUUAGGGAAUGAUAGAUCUAGCUUUAAACAAAUGUAUGACGUGGGACCUUCUGUACCAAGAUUUUGAAACCUAUACUCAAAACUAAUAGGGGGUGGGGUUUCAAAAUGUUCUCUUUUGCUUUAAGAAUUUAUAGAAUUUAACAGACGUACUGUCCCUUCGUGUGGCCUCACGUUUAGUCAGAACGCACACAUGGUUUACAGCUUUUACUAUGUACCUUUCCUUGGCCACCAAGUAUUUCCAAAAGUGUGCCACUUUUUAACCUUUACUUUUUUUUUAAGUCGAAGGUGAUACUUUUUCUAUCUGUGAUGAAACUUGUGUCAGCCAGCUGAAGGGGGUGUAGCUCAGAUUAUCAACAACACUACAUUUUCAAGUCAUGCUAUGGAAACCACCUGCAGUCUGUCAUUUGUCAGAUUUACAGUACCUUUUCUCUUUAACUUUUAGCAUUAAAUAAAAAUAAAAUUGGGAGCACUGAAAAAAAAAAAAAAAACCUAUAUGUUAACAGGAGAUUGAACCUCACAGUAAACAGAUUACCUGCUAGACAAAACUUUGGCCACCUUAACAGUGCCAUUAUCACACUCUUGACCCUUCUUUAUAAGUGAGAAUUAUGUAGAAGGUCUCCCAUUUUCUGUUUGAUCCAGAACUUCCAAUUUCACAAAGAAAUGAACCCAUAGCCAUCAAAAUUCAAGUUGGUUGUAAAUUGAGUAACAUCUGAACUCCAAUUAUGUGCAGUGAUAAUUUACCAAAUUAUGUCUUAUUCAAGCAACAGGGUCUCCAUAAAUCAUCUAAUUCAACACCCUCACUACAGAUGAGGUGGCUGAGGCUCAAAAUUAUGCAGUUAUUGACUUAGUUACAUUUACAUUCAGACGUAAGGAGUUUUGGUUUUGUGUCCUUAGCAUGUCCACAAAAUAGUAUGCUGUGUGAAGACAGGACACAAGGGCCAACCCUAAAGAUAGGAUGGUUCUUAGCAGUUCAGGUGACUAGCUGGAUAGAGGAAGAAGUUCAAACAAACUAAAAAGCUAAGGGAGCAUUUUCCCAAAUCCCCCUUGCUAUCCUGUGAUUUUUGCCCUUUUAGGGCAAUUGCAAUAGCAAAUUGAGACCUGCCUUUCUCCUAAUUUGCCAGCAUUAUGAAUCCCAGCAUUCAGGCAGAACUAAGUUUAUUCCAUAAGCAUUCUCAUCACGGAUUAACAGCACACUCUCACAGAAUAGAAGAAACAAAGGCCCUCAGUUCUGCUCUAGAGACUAUCUUUACCUAUUUGAUUAAGAUUGUUUUCUAUAGAGAUUUAAAUAAAAGAUAACAAAAUAAAAAUUUCUGGAACAAGCUGAUUUGUAAAAUGCUUAAAAAUAGGAAAUAAAAUGUGCUUUCAAGAGAGGUUCUGGCACUGCUACUAAUUUUUACAGUGCUCAUUUUCAUAUUCUGAAAACUAUGACAGAGGAGAAUGUAUCGGAGAAUGUGAAAGUACCUGUUUUAAUUGAUUUUCUUGAUUUCUAUGCUUUUCCAAGAAAUGUCUUACCCACUGCCUUAAAAUAAAACUAACUGCCUUUGAGGAACUAAAUGUAUUUAGGCUUUCUCCCUUCUCCUUUUUCCCCAUUCUCUUUUCGGUCAGUACCAAAUAGCUUAAAAUGUAAUGUACAUUUUCCAUCUCCAUUAUUUCUAUACCCUGUUUGCUUCUUAACCUAAAAAGAUAUUUUCUGGCUUCAUCAUUUCACCGGAGUGAUCUUUAUACAGAUAUCAGUGACCUCCUUAGUCACAUCUUCAUCACUGUUCUCUUAACAAAGAUAUCAGGGCCGACUCCAAUGAUCUGUAACCAGAAUUCAUCUUCUUGAUGAAUUCAUUCAUCCUGUUGGAAAUAUUCCACAGGGUAGUCCAACACCCAUUUUAUUUCUCUGUGAGAACUUUUAUCUUUUGGCUAUUUUUCUUCCUCUUCACUCAUUCUCAACCUUCUUUGCUGACUCAUCCUAGUUCUUUCUUUGCUGGGAAAAUGUUCACUUGUGUUUCAUCCAUCUUAUUGUGCAUGACAACUCUCACCUAUGGAAUAACUAUGUGACCCUGUUUUCUUUAUUAGCUUUUCUGGGCGCCAAGCCUUCCUUUCAUACUGCAAUCUGUGAUGUUGUGCUGAGACUCUGCGAACUGCACUUGUCGAGCUCUUCAGCCAAUGAGCUUCCUACUUGUGCUUUUAAUGAAAGACAUUAACUGUAGACUGGAAAGUAAGAAGAGUGGAUGCACCGGUUUCUGUUUCUAGUCUCUGCCAGUAGCAAGUGGUUAACUCUGGGCUCUAGGCCAAUCAGGUUGGUUUUACAUGUCACUUCCUUAGUUUGUAUGUCACUUCCUCUUCUCUAGCUAUAAAUAUAAAAAUGAACCACAUAAGAACACGGGCAAAAGUGGGAACUUGUGUUCCAGCUUUGGAAGAGAAUAUAACUUGGCACUAAAAGGGACUCUGAUCAGGGUCCUGACUGCCAUAAGCCCCUCAAAAUCUUUUAGUAAUGGGCCAGCUUUGUAACACAAUGGUUAAACACUGUGUGGGGGAAGGUGGAUCCCACAUGGCCAACUAUAGCUCAAACCUAGAUUCUUGUAGAUUGAAUAAAACAUUCAGAGCAUGUGUUCAUAUGCCCCGAACCUGACAGGAAGAAGGGAUAGAGAAAAGGGGAUUGCAUCGCAACCAGGCCCCAUUGAG
Messenger RNA from Tupaia belangeri chinensis (Chinese tree shrew), 3378 nucleotides. RefSeq names its product beta-defensin 107A-like. NCBI's taxonomy places the organism in Eukaryota, Metazoa, Chordata, Mammalia, Scandentia, Tupaiidae. Gene Ontology annotation, molecular function: chemoattractant activity; CCR6 chemokine receptor binding. Gene Ontology annotation, biological process: defense response to bacterium; cell chemotaxis; innate immune response. Gene Ontology annotation, cellular component: extracellular region. The coding region runs from base 164 to 403 and encodes 79 amino acids. The transcript has 2 exons. The record is from RefSeq and is a predicted model, not a curated record.